AUGCCUGCCCCAACUGCUCUUCGCCAGCCAGUGGAGGACUCUGUUCCUCAACAGAUCGACACUCCCAUGGAUCAGGAUGAUGAGAUCUUGAUCGAUGCCCACGGAACUACGCAGCCAGAUGUCGCCAACCCUGUCACAGAAGCCGCGGAGGAUGCUGAGAUGCGCGUGGACGAGGAAGGUCGACCAGUCUUCACGCCAGCAAAGGUGACAAGCAACGCUCUGCGCAUUGAAAGCCGCAAGGUGCCUGUUCCUCCGCAUCGCAUGACACCUCUCAAGGCGAACUGGGCCAAGAUCUGCCCGCCGAUCGUCGAACAUCUUAAGCUCCAAGUGCGCAUGAACAUCAAGAGCCGUGCAGUCGAGCUGCGGACGUCGAAAUUCACCACCGAUACUGGCGCUCUCCAGAAGGGUGCUGAUUUCGUCAAAGCUUUCACUCUCGGCUUCGACAUUGACGAUGCUAUUGCUCUGCUUCGAUUGGAUGAUCUGUAUAUCGAGACUUUCGAGAUCAAGGAUGUGAAGACGCUGAACGGAGAGCAUCUCGGACGUGCUAUCGGCCGUAUUGCUGGCAAGGACGGCAAGACCAAAUUCGCCAUUGAAAAUGCUAGCCGCACUCGUGUUGUGUUGGCUGACCAGAAAAUCCACAUUCUGGGUGGAUUCAAGAACAUCCACAUCGCCCGUGAGGCCAUUGUCAGCCUCAUUCUUGGCAGCCCUCCUGGCAAGGUCUAUGGCAACCUUCGAACAGUUGCCUCUCGGAUGAAAGAACGAUUCUGA
Messenger RNA from Penicillium diatomitis, 768 nucleotides. RefSeq names its product pre-rRNA-processing protein PNO1. The transcript is spliced from 3 exons. The record is from RefSeq and is a predicted model, not a curated record. The coding region runs from base 1 to 768 and encodes 255 amino acids. Gene Ontology annotation, molecular function: RNA binding. Lineage: Eukaryota; Fungi; Ascomycota; Eurotiomycetes; Eurotiales; Aspergillaceae. Gene Ontology annotation, cellular component: nucleolus.